Messenger RNA from Culex pipiens pallens (northern house mosquito), 1852 nucleotides. It is a transcript of the gene atms, whose product is annotated as RNA polymerase II-associated factor 1 homolog. The record is from RefSeq and is a predicted model, not a curated record. The transcript has 3 exons. Gene Ontology annotation, molecular function: chromatin binding; RNA polymerase II complex binding. The coding region runs from base 121 to 1767 and encodes 548 amino acids. Gene Ontology annotation, cellular component: Cdc73/Paf1 complex. Gene Ontology annotation, biological process: transcription elongation by RNA polymerase II. NCBI's taxonomy places the organism in Eukaryota, Metazoa, Arthropoda, Insecta, Diptera, Culicidae.
AUUACGCUCAAGCUGUUUGUGGCCGCCGCGCGUCGUCGAAUUGAAAGUGCAAAUCCGCGGAGGAGGAAGGAAAAAAAAGCAACGCUCAUCCAGAUUUUCGUGAGUUCCGGCCCCCCCGCGAUGGCCCCCACAAUCCAGAACGGCUCGAACGCGGCCGACAAGCGGGCCGUGGCCCGCCCCCAGGAGAAACGGUCGGAACUGAUUACGCGGGUUAAAUACUGCAACACCCUGCCGGACAUUCCGUUCGAUUUGAAGUUUAUUACGUACCCGUUCGAGAAUGACCGGUUUAUUCAGUACAAGCCGACGUCGUUGGAGCGGAAUUAUCGGUACGAGGUGCUGACGGAGCAUGAUCUGGGGGUGACGAUCGAUUUGAUUAACCGGGAUCUGUACCAGAUUGACCAUUUGGCGGUGCUGGAUCCGGCGGAUGAGAAGCUGCUGGAGGAAGAUAUUCAUACGCCGCAGGAUUCGAUGCGGAGCAGUCGCCAUGCCAAGUCGGUUUCCUGGCUGCGGAAGUCGGAGUACAUUUCGACGGAACAGACCCGGUUCCAGCCGCAGACGAUGGAGAAGGUGGAGGCGAAGGUCGGUUUUAACGUGAAGCAGAGCUUGAGGGAGGAGACGCUGUACAUGGACCGGGAGGCGCAGGUGAAGGCCAUCGAUAAGACGUUCGAGGACAACAAGAAGGAAAUUACGGCGCAUUACAGCAAGCCGGGUGUUGUUCCGGUGGAGGUGCUUCCGGUGUUCCCCGACUUUGCCAACUGGAAGUAUCCGUGCGCGCAGGUCAUUUUCGACUUCGAUCCGGCUCCGAUCGGCAAGAACGUGCCCGCCCAAAUCGAGGAAAUGUCCCAGGCUAUGAUCCGGGGCGUGAUGGACGAAAGUGGCGAACAGUUCGUGGCGUACUUCCUGCCCACGGAAGAGACGCUCGAGAAGCGACGUCGCGAUCUCGUCAACGAAACGCUGUACGAGGAUGAGGAGGAGUACGAGUACAAGAUGGCCCGCGAGUACAACUGGAACGUCAAGAGCAAGGCCUCGAAGGGCUACGAGGAGAACUACUAUCUGGUUCUGCGCCAGGACGGCAUGUACUACAACGAGCUGGAAACGCGCGUCCGGCUGAGCAAACGUCGCCAGAAGGUCGGCCAACCGCCCAACAACACCAAGCUGGUGGUCAAACAUCGUCCGCUGAACGCCCCGGAACAUCGGAUGCAACGCUACCGCGAACGCCAGCUGGAACCACCCGGCGAGGAAGACGAAGAGGACAUCGAGGACGAGGAACCGGAAGAGUCCGAAGAGGAGGAGCAAGAACAACUCCCGGAAAGCCAGGAACCCGAAGGGGAAGACAAGCGCGAGGGCGACGACAACGGCGAAGAUCGCGGCCGAAGCCGCUCCGGAAGUCGCUCGUCCCGCUCGCGCUCCCGGUCUGGCUCCGGAAGUCGCAGCCGCUCCGGCAGUCGUGCCAGCUCGCGUCGCAGCCGCUCGGGAAGUCGCUCAAAGUCCCGGUCUCGCUCGCGGUCGCGCUCCCGCUCCGGGUCCGGUUCGCCGGCCGGAAGUCGCAAGAGCCGAAGCCGCAGUCGCAGCGGUUCGGCGCGGUCGCGCCGCUCCGGGUCCGGAUCGGGGUCGGCCCGCAGCAGGUCGGGCAGUCGGUCCGGGUCGGGCCGAAGCCGGUCGGGCUCGCCGGCAUCCGGCGGGGGAAGCCGGUCGCGCAGCCGCUCGGGAAGUCGUUCCGGCAGCGGGGCUGAAAAGUCGGCCAAAUCCGGCAGCGAGAGCGAGUGAGCGGAAUUGGGGAGGUGCGAUCAUUGUGAAUUGUAAUCUGGACGGAGACGAUUUUUUGACUAAUAAAGUUUAUGGUUCUACGCAA